UUCGAGAUGGAACCAGUGGCUGAGAGCUCCACAGAGAUACAGGAGGACUCUGUGGGAAAAGGGGAGGAGGACGAAGAUGAGGAGGAGGAAGAGGAUCACUCUGGUUCCAGCUUCGGCCCAGCCGAGGCGCUGGAGGAGUGGGCGGCCCAGGCGGAGGCCGAGAGCCGGCGCCGCCGCCCGCCCCGGCGCCGCCCCCCCUGCCGGAAGAGCUACAUCUGCAGCGAGUGCGGCCGCAGCUUCGACAAGUAUUCCAAUUUCAAGCAGCACCUGCGAGUGCACUCGGGGGAGAAGCCCUUCUCCUGCCGGGUCUGCGGCAAGGACUUCAACCUGCUGUCCAACCUGCGGCGCCACGAGAGGACCCACACCGGGGAGCGGCCCUUCUCCUGCCGGGUCUGCGCCAAGGCCUUCAGCGAGCUGUCGAGCCUGCGGCGCCACGAGAGGACCCACACCGGGGAGCGGCCCUUCCCCUGCCCCUUCUGCGGCAAGGCCUUUAGCCAGUCGUCCAUCCUGGUGAUCCACCAGCGCACCCACACGGGCGAGCGGCCCUUCCGCUGCCCCGACUGCCAGAAGGGCUUCAGUGAGCCUUCCAGCCUCCGCAGCCACCAGCGCACCCACACCGGCGAGCGCCCCUUCCGCUGCCCGCAGUGCCCCAAGGCCUUCCGCCACUCCUCCAGCCUGCUGCAGCACCAGCGGGCCCACGCCGGCGAGCGCCCCUUCCGCUGCCCGCUCUGCGGCAAAGGGUUCACCAAGUCGUCCACCCUGGCCCAGCACCGCAGCACCCACAGCCGGGAGAGGCCCCACAAGUGCCCGGUCUGCCAGCGCGGCUUCUCUCGGGCCUCCGUCCUGGGGAGGCACCAGAGGGUCCACGCCUGGGAGGGGCCGCGCGUCUGCGCCGACUGCGGGGCCAGCUUCGGCACCUCGGCCGGGCUCCACGGGCACCAGUGCCCUCCCGGGGGCGGGGGUGCCCAGGCGCCCGGGGAGGGCUGACGCGCGGCCUCCCUCCCCCACUCCUCCACCGCCAACCUUGUCCUCUUCCGCCGCGCGGGGUCCCACGGACGUUUCGCCCAACUUCCCUAGGGGUGGGGGGUGUUGGGGGGAACU
Rhincodon typus (whale shark) is the source of this 1101-nucleotide messenger RNA. Its product is annotated as gastrula zinc finger protein XlCGF17.1-like. The record is from RefSeq and is a predicted model, not a curated record. Gene Ontology annotation, molecular function: RNA polymerase II cis-regulatory region sequence-specific DNA binding; DNA-binding transcription factor activity. The coding region runs from base 7 to 987 and encodes 326 amino acids. Lineage: Eukaryota; Metazoa; Chordata; Chondrichthyes; Orectolobiformes; Rhincodontidae. Gene Ontology annotation, biological process: regulation of transcription by RNA polymerase II. The transcript is spliced from 2 exons.